This is a messenger RNA of Zeugodacus cucurbitae (melon fly), 2420 nucleotides long. RefSeq names its product ethanolamine-phosphate cytidylyltransferase (gene Pect). The coding region runs from base 319 to 1581 and encodes 420 amino acids. NCBI's taxonomy places the organism in Eukaryota, Metazoa, Arthropoda, Insecta, Diptera, Tephritidae. Gene Ontology annotation, cellular component: cytoplasm. The record is from RefSeq and is a predicted model, not a curated record. Gene Ontology annotation, molecular function: ethanolamine-phosphate cytidylyltransferase activity. Gene Ontology annotation, biological process: phosphatidylethanolamine biosynthetic process. The transcript is spliced from 7 exons.
GCGUGUUAGCAUAUAUAAAAUAAAAGUGUCGGAUUAUAAAUAAUUCUUUAGCAGUUCUUGAGUUGUGCGGAUGUGUUUUUCAUAUACUCUUACAACAGUGUGCAAGUGAUUAUAAAUAAAAAAAAAGUUGUUAAGUUGUGUCGCAAAGAAAAUCAAUUGCAGUAGGCGUGUAGAAAAAAUCGAAAUAUUGAAAAAAUAUUAACAUAAAAAAUCAUUAUUCGAUUUUGUAAUUUUAAGAAAAUUUUCAACAAACGCAAUAAAAUCAAUUAGUGUUUAAAGCAGCUGUAGCAAUCGUUGAGAAAAAAGAAAGCAGAUAAAAUGAGUGAAAAAGUGAGCCAGCCGCUGUCCAAUGAAACGAGCAACGCCCAGGUGGCGACCGGCCUCUGUAACAACAACCGCCAAAGUCAAGAUCAGCAACAACAAACUACUGACCAACAUACAGUUGAGAAAAAAGAAGUACGCGUCUGGUGCGAUGGAUGCUAUGAUAUGGUGCAUUUCGGCCAUGCCAAUUCCCUGCGACAAGCCAAAGCACUUGGCGAUAAAGUCAUCGUCGGCAUACACACCGAUGAGGAGAUCACAAAACACAAAGGACCACCCGUAUUUACGGAGGAGGAACGCGUCAAAAUGGUCAAGGGCAUCAAGUGGGUGGAUGAGGUAGUGCUGGGUGCGCCCUAUGUGACAACACUCGAAGUGCUCGACGAAUACAAUUGUGAUUUCUGCGUGCAUGGUGAUGACAUCACAAUGACCGCUGAAGGUGUGGACACAUAUCACCUUGUGAAGUCUGCCAACCGCUACAAGGAAGUACGUCGCACUGCCGGUGUUUCAACGACAGAUUUGGUCGGUCGUAUGUUGCUAUUGACACGCAAUCACUUCCAUCAAGGCUCGGCCGAAUAUGCCAUAGAGAAAGAAGACUUAACUAAAAAAGUACAAAAAAUGAAAUUAUCAUCAGGUUCAUCAAAUAUGGGACAAGACUCAUCGGCGAAGAGUCCAUGGACCGGUUGCAGUCAAUUUUUGCCAACAACACAGAAGAUCAUACAAUUCAGCGAUGGCAAACCACCAAAGACGAAUGAUAAAAUUGUCUAUGUAGCCGGCGCUUUCGAUCUCUUUCACGUGGGCCAUUUAGAUUUCUUGGAGAAGGCGCGUGAGUUAGGUGAUUACUUGAUUGUUGGCCUGCAUACAGAUCCCGUGGUGAAUUCAUACAAGGGUAGCAACUAUCCCAUCAUGAAUUUGCAUGAACGCGUGCUCAGUGUGCUAGCGUGUAAGUACGUCAAUGAGGUGGUCAUCGGCGCACCCUAUUGUGUCACCGAAGAUCUGCUGGAUCAUUUCAAAAUCGACGUUGUGUGCCAUGGCCAAACACCGAUUGCAUUCGAAGAUGGCAAAAUCGAUCCUUACGCUUUACCAAAGACACGUGGCAUCUUCACACUGAUCGAUUCCACAAACUCCAUGACAACCGAACUCAUUGUGGAACGUAUUAUUUCGCAUCGGCUCGAAUAUGAGCGUCGCAACAAAGCCAAAGAGAAGAAGGAGUGUGAGGCAUUCGAGGCGUUGCAACGUGCCAAGCAAACACAGAAAGCUGGUUAGGAUUAGGCCAACGCACCGACGGCUCAGUGUGCACACCAGUGCAAUGCGCUUUAAAGCAUUAACGUUGCGCUGCUAUAAGUCUAGAUUUUAGUUAAGGCAAUAAUAAGUUAUGUGAAAGCAUACUGGAACCGUUCGGUGGAAAGAAGCUGAAACGCCUACAACAACAACAACAACUACUUUUUUUUUGUUGAAAACAUAUACUUUUUAAGUUUUACAACGUAGUGUAGUGUAUUUUUUAGCGUUAUGUUUACAUAUAACUCGCAUUAUCUUAUAUAUUAUCUAGCACCAUUUUGUGUGUGUUUCCGUGUGUAUGUAUGCGCAUGUGCGUUGCUAGUACAAAUCGUAGUAGUACUGUUAUAUGCAGUUGCAGUUGAUCGCGUGCAGUUUUUAUUUUUAGUAAAAUUUUCAUUUUGAAAACUUAUACCGUUGAUGAUGGCUUACAAUACAUGUAAUCAUUGCAAUAUUUAUACCUCAGCUCAGUUUCGAAAAUAUUUUUUUAUUAUAUUUUUAGUGUAGCCACCCAAAUUGUAUGAAUGAACGUGUAUAGCAUAUUUCUUAGUUAGCUUCUGUUGUCAAUAUGUACAUAAAUAUACAAAAACCCACACACACACACAUUAUUUAUAAUUUGAAGAAAAAAAAAACAAAAAAGAAAAUGGAAAGUUUGUAAAUUUUUGUUGUAAUUGCUGGUUAAUAUACACGAAAAAGCUUCGUGUUGAUCGCGUUUACGCUAAGUUAGUGAAAAUACUAGUAAUACAUACGUACAUAUAUGGCUUGCAAACAAGUCUCAUGCCAAAUAGUAGUAUAAUAACUGAAUACUUGCGCAGACAGACAUAUAUUUU